AGAGUUUAUGUCAAGUUUGACGAGCUCUGUAAGAGCAGCUGAUGUGCCUUCAAUGCUAUUAGAAUGGAUUUAUACGAGGAAUUAGUCGCUGCUAUCCUUUUCAUAUUAGUUGUUGUCUUAGUUAUCGCUAUUUUCCGAAAAUUAUUGGAAGUUCGAAAGCGAAAGUCCAUUAACGAUGCGGCUUCAUUGAAGUCUGGCCAUUUUUGGACGCGUGUGGACUUUGCUGAUCGAGGGUUUUUCUGUGCCUCUUGUAAAAAGCAUCUUGUUUCUGGCUAUGAAUGUGAUUACUGUACCCUAAAAGUUGAUGAGGUUGGCUGUGCUCGCAGCAUAGGCGAAAAGAUUUCAUGUAAAGUUUUGCAAAAACCGGAUGAUGAUGGGCACUAUAAGCAUCAGUGGAUCCCAGGAAAUAUUGAUUCGGAUCAGUUUUGUUUCAUGUGUGAUGAACUCUGCGGUGGUGGCGUUAGUUUGCGCGACUUUUCAUGUUGUUUAUGCUGGCGAGUGAUACAUUCAGCUUGUUUGAAAAAGCUUGCUAGUGAUUACUGCGAUUUCGGUGCAUAUCGGUAUUUUACUUUUCCUCCAGAUAACGUCUACAUCAAACGUGUUGCAAAAAGAACGGUGAUUGACGAAGUAGUUCUACCUGAGCAAACCGAUUUCAAGCCUAUAAUUGCAUUGGUCAAUACCAUUUGUGGUUCUUGUACAGGAAAGAUAGUGUACAGAACUUUCCUUCGUCACCUUCAUCCGAAACAGGUUAUUGAUGUACAAAAGGACAAUAUCAAAGCAGCACUGCAGUGGAUAGAAAACUCGGAGGCAAAUGUGCGCUUGGUUGUUGCUGGAGGCGAUGGUACCAUCUCUAUUGUACUCGAGACAUUGGAGGAGUUCCAGAAAAAGGCACCGAUGGCUGUUUUACCGCUCGGAACCGGUAACGACUUGUCCCGGGUCCUCGGGUGGGGUAGCGGAACGGAUGGAGAUUUGGACAUGCUUCAAUAUCUCAGCGACGUUCACGCUGCCGAUGUACAAAUGGUGGACCGCUGGAAAAUCACAAUCAAGUCUAAAAACCAGUUUGGAAGAAGGACAGUGAUCAAGAAUAUGAAGAUGAGUAAUUAUGUUUCUAUCGGAGUCGACGCCAGUGUUACUCUGGGUAUGCAAAAAACCAGGAAAUCUAUACCAAGGGCAUUAAGUAGCAGACUGCUCAAUAAGCUUCUAUUCUUUUCUUUUGGUACCAAGGAUGUGUUCGCUCGUACUUGUAAAGGUCUCAAUAAUAACAUCUCUCUCUAUCUAGAUGAUCAGUUAGUUGAACUCCCAGAAAUAGAAGGCAUUGUAUUCUUGAACAUACAGUGCUGGGGUGCAGGUGUCCAGCCUUGGAAAUAUGCGGAUGAAGAUCGACCUCAAAAAGUUGAUGACGGAGUUUUUGAAGUUUUUGCGGUGACAUCAUCAUUUCAUAUUGCUCAAAUGCAGGUUGGUCUAGCCUCUCCGCUUUUCAUCGGCCAAGCCCGAAAAGCUGUUGUUGUGACAAGGAAUGGAUCUAAGCUCCCUAUGCAGUGUGAUGGCGAAGCUUGGAUGCAGACGAGAUGCGAAUUUUAUCUCUCGCAUCAUGGGCAAAGCCAUAUGUUGAAGAGACUGGAGUCGCCAACGCAGAACAAGUUUUUCUGAUAAAUUACUCUAAACCUUUUUCUUUUUUGCGUAAUUUAGCAUAAUAGAUAACCAGUAUAAUCAUGUAUAUAGUUUUUUGUUCGCUCAGCUUCUCAAAGAGAUCUUUUUUAUGCUAUCAAUGUCCAGAUAUCACAUUAAUAGUUUUAGCAAAUGGAAUAUUACGAGUAUGAUCACUUGACGCUAUGACUCACUCAAUGUUUGUUUUGUUCUAUGAAUGUAUGAAACAAUUUUCUUAGUGAAUCUUUUGC
This is a messenger RNA of Cylicocyclus nassatus, 1898 nucleotides long. NCBI's taxonomy places the organism in Eukaryota, Metazoa, Nematoda, Chromadorea, Rhabditida, Strongylidae. The record is from the annotation of a GenBank genome assembly.